This is a messenger RNA of Diaporthe batatas, 2145 nucleotides long. RefSeq lists its product as uncharacterized. Lineage: Eukaryota; Fungi; Ascomycota; Sordariomycetes; Diaporthales; Diaporthaceae. The coding region runs from base 1 to 2145 and encodes 714 amino acids. The record is from RefSeq and is a predicted model, not a curated record. Gene Ontology annotation, molecular function: succinate-CoA ligase (ADP-forming) activity; succinate-CoA ligase (GDP-forming) activity. Gene Ontology annotation, biological process: tricarboxylic acid cycle. Gene Ontology annotation, cellular component: succinate-CoA ligase complex (ADP-forming); mitochondrion. The transcript has 4 exons.
AUGCAGUCCGCCGGCUUCACAGGCCGCCAGGCCACCGCCAAUGCUCAGGAAUCCAUCGCAUGGGGCACCAACAUCGUGGGUGGCGUGACGCCGGGCAAGGAGAGCGAGCACCUCGGGCUUCCCGUCCUGCCGUCGGUCCGGAGGGCCAUGGAGGAGCUCAGGCCCGACGCCACGGGGAUCUACGUCCCCGCGUCCAUGGCGACGCCGGCCAUCGAGGAGGCCAUCGAGGCCGAGGUCCCCCUCAUCGUGGCCGUGGCGGAACAUAUUCCACUGCACGACAUGCUGAGGAUCCACAGCAUGCUCAAGACACAGAGCAAGUCGAGGCUGGUGGGGCCCAACUCGCCGGGCAUCAUCUCGAGCGCCAAGGGGGAGAGAUGCAGGAUCGGGUUCCAGCCGCUGCCUUGCUUCAGCGAUGGCUGUGUUGGAAUAGCUGCCAAGUCGGGGACGCUGUCCUACGAGGCUGUGGCCUCCACGACGAGGGCGGGUCUGGGCCAGAGUCUCUGCAUUGGCGUGGGAGGGGAUAUUCUGCCAGGGACGGACCUUGUGGAGGCCCUGCAGGUGCUGGAGCACGAUCCUAACACCAAGGGCAUCGCGCUCAUCGGGGAGAUCGGCGGAGACGGUGAGAUCCUCGCUGCGCAGUGGAUUACAGACUAUCACGCCAGGACGCCGGUGGCCCAGAGAAAGCCCAUUGUGGCUCUCGUCGCGGGACAGCUGGCGCCUCUGGACCGAGUGAUGGGCCACGCUGGCGCGUUUUGGUCGCCCGGUGAGCCGUCACCCAAGCACAAGGUCGCAGCUCUUGAAGGAGCUGGAGUGACGAUUGUGAAUCAUCCUGCAAAGAUCGGGGUGGCGCUGAGGAGGCUCAUGGAGGGUGAGGGUGUGCAACCCCCCGCGGCCAGCCAUCAGCUCCUCAAGGAAGCCCGACUCGGCGUAGACCUUCAUUUCCACCACCAGCCCACCCGCUACCUUGGCCUCGGCAUCGACCGAGCCACCCGGUCACAGUGUCUGAUGACAGGAAUCCAUAUAUACCCAAAGAGCAAAUACCAGCCGUCCCGCUAUGACAAGAUCAUGCUGCCUCCCAGCGCGGCGGACGUCCUGGCCCUGGAUGGCACCGAGCUGUGGGACGAGAUCGUGGCAACGCUGAUGGCCAAGUUGAAGCUGAACGAACCAGGCCAGCCCGUGUCGGUUGCCACCCGCCUGGGCAAUCUGCUGCGGGACCUGGCCCGCGUCUUCCGGGACAAGGAGGCGAAGCGCGUGGGGUUGCAGUUCGGCGUGCGCAACGUGCGAGGCCGAGAACCAAAGACCGUGUUCCCGGUCUACGACCUGCGCAUCGAGCUGGACGACGCCGCGGCCCGCAGCGCGGGGAGGCUCGCGGACGUGCACUACAAGUACUCGGCGAAGGAGGCGCGGGACCCGGGCGCGAGGGAGGCCGAGGCGGAGGGGAUCGUGUACCACCGGCUCUCCCCGGGGGAGAGGGCGCACAAUAUCGGCACGCUGGUCAACGGGGCCGGGCUCGCGAUGAACACGGUGGACGCGCUGGCGGACCACGGCGGCCUGGCGGCCAACUUCCUCGACACGGGCGGCAAGGCGACGAGUGAGACGGUGAAGCGGUCGUUCGAGAUCAUCUUGAAGGACGACAGGGUCAAGGUCGUGUUCGUCAACAUCUUUGGAGGCCUGACUCUGGGCGACAUGAUCGCGCGGGGAAUCGUGCUCGCGUACAAGGAGGUCGACAUCAGGGUACCCGUCGUCGUCCGGAUCCGCGGCACCAACGAGGAGGAGGGCCAGAGGAUCAUUGCGGAGAGUGGGCUGCCGCUGUACGCGUUCGACGACUUCGAGGAGGCCGCGGAGAAGGCUGUUGAGCUCGCGAGCGGGAUGUCUGCUGCGGAGAGGAGGGUGCGCCGGGCGGUUAAGGAGAGCGAGAAGAAGACCGCUGAGCUCAAGAAGUCUAUCCAGCUCGCUGCGGAGGUGAUGCUGAGGGAAAGGGGGCCCGAUGGUGCCGAGGAGGCUGCAGCGCCAGCCGAUGAGUCUACGGACGAUGCUCCUGCACAAAGUGAUGUGGCACAGGAGCAUACUGGCAGGCCGCAGGACUCUGCAAAGCCUGGGGUCGCUGAUACAGUACGGACCCCGGGUGGUGAUCAUGUUGCCUGA